Molecule: messenger RNA, 1323 nt
Organism: Nerophis ophidion (straightnose pipefish)
Lineage: Eukaryota; Metazoa; Chordata; Actinopteri; Syngnathiformes; Syngnathidae
Gene: dtwd1
Product: DTW domain containing 1
Exons: 5
Coding region: 200-1123 (307 amino acids)
Biological process (GO): tRNA modification
Cellular component (GO): nucleus
Molecular function (GO): tRNA-uridine aminocarboxypropyltransferase activity
Source: RefSeq, a predicted model, not a curated record
CGCCAUUUCAGUAGGUGGCGGUAAUGCGCACCAGAAAGGUUUCUUGCUAACCGCCAUUAAACAAAAGAAGAAGAAUAGGCAGACGAAGAUGAAACUCGCCGUUAAACCUUAUUCAUUCUCUUCUUGGUGACGUCUCGUCGCCUCGUGAUUUGUCGUGGUGCAUAGCUAUACAUAUUUGGUCCACAUUACAAGAGGAAGCAUGAGCAGCAUGGCUGAAGGCCUGAGUCUUCAUGCUCAAUGCUGUGAUAAAACAACGGUCUCCAGCCAUCUUGCAGACACUCGUGAGCUCUCCAAGCCGCCUCUUCAAGGACUGAAAUUGGCAUCCCAUGCGGUGCUGGAGAAAGUGCAACAGAGGGGCAGGUCAAAGUGUGCUAAAUGUGGAGGAUCAAGGAUGUUCUUCUGCUACACAUGCUGCUUAUUAGUGGACGUCAAUCUGCAAGAAAUCCCCACCGUCAAGCUUCCAGUAAAGAUAGACAUCAUCAAGCACCCUAACGAGACAGAUGGCAAGAGCACUGCUGUUCAUGCCAAGAUUCUUGCACCGAGCGAUGUCACCAUAUACACCUACCCCUGCAUUCCUGAGUUUGAUCAAGACAAGGUUGUGUUGGUGUUCCCUGGUCCAGGCGCUGUCACAGUACAGGACAUGAUGCAAUGUUUGCACGAGAAGACAUUUGACCCCUCUGGUGAACCGUGGUUAAAGAGGCGGAAAAUAGACAACGCAACAGCGGCCACACACACUGCAGAGGACCCAGAGUCAGGGACCACAAAUGAAACAAAAUGCUCAGAAUCAAGGGCACAUCCCCUUCAAAGGGUGGUCUUCAUCGACAGCACAUGGAACCAGACCAACAAAAUCAGCACAGAUGAGAGGCUACAAGACCUGCUACAAGUGGAGCUGAAAACGAGGAAAACAUGUUUCUGGCGCUCUCAAAAGGGCAAACCAGACACCUACCUGGCGACUAUUGAAGCGAUCUACUAUUUCCUCAAAGACUUUCAUGAGCAAUGCCUUGCUCAAGACUACAAUGGAGAGUACGAUAACCUUCUCUUUUUCUACUCCUACCUGCAUUCUGUGGUCAACAAGUCUAUGGCUGGAAAGAGGGAAUCUGACAGAAGAAAAGAAAAACUGUAAGACUAAGCUUGGACAUCCUUUUUUCAAGUUUAAUUUUUUGUCUGGGACAGUAUUUUGAGUUAAAUGGACAGUGACACAUUUUGAUCGUGUUCAUCCAUCCAUCCAUUUUCUAAAAUUAAAAUGGUUUACAAUGACACAUAAGCCUGGUUGCUACGUGAAAACAAUUAUUGACAGUAGAAUAAACAUGGCUCUAAAACUAA